UUCAUUCCCUCUGCGCACUUCGAACCGAUCGCUCGCAUAGCUCCCGGGACUCGAACGCCGGACUUCGACUUAGUUUUUCGACUUCGACACCGAUUCGAAAUUCCUUUUACGCGCUAAGUUAUUGAACACACUUGAAGGGCGUCCAUAAAGUUGUGGAAAUUACGACUUUAGCAUAUUGUGUUUUGUGUUUGUUGUCCAAAGACCAAAGUGUAAACAAUCGAAAGAAUUACGAGGAAUUCUUAAAACUCACAAAAACAAUAGCAACGAAAAAAUGGGUCGCCUGUUCCAGUACAAUCGCUUUGGCGCCAUGGAUAAUAUCCAGAAAAAUAUUAGCAAAAAGGAUACCCAGCAAAAAAACAAGAUGCUACGCAAUGCCAUCAAAUGUCCAGGAUACUCGGACAUCUAUGGCCAGUACAAUGAGGACUUGUCCUUCGAGAAGAAGUGCCAACAAUGGAGCCACAAGCUGCAGUUCCCAACCGCCGCCGCCGAACAAGAGCCAAACCAGAGUCGCACGCAUAAGGUCUACGAUAGCAUGAAGAAUUUUCUGCAGCGCAAACUGUUUGCUCAGCCCAGCUCGCACAAGGAGAGGGAGAUCCUGAGCGAGGAAGCCACCAGCGAUUAUGAUGAGCAGGACCUUCUCGACUCCUCGUACCAAGCCGACGCGGAGGAAGAAGAGGAGGAGGAACGCGAUGCCGAUUGCAGCUGCAGCUCCACAUCCGGCAGCUCGGCGAGCAGUAACCCAGCCACGCCUAAGAGAUCGCCCCAAAAGUCCCUGCUCUCACUCAACUGCUGGCAGAGCAGUCACCCAAGCAGUGACUCCAAUCCAGAGGAGGAGGAGGAUGAUGACCAAGAGGACUCUGAUGCCGGAAUCUCCGACUGCUGUCAGUUGCUAGCCGAGAACUCGUCGAGUCGCCACAGGACACCGCUGCCUCGGUAUAGCAACGCCAAUCAAAACUCCGAUGAGGAUGAAGAUGAUGAUGAGGAGCCGGAGCUGCUGCAGUGUGCUUGGUAUCAGCCCAGGAUUACGCCCAAGGCAGCGAUAGAUCAUCUACAAAAGGCCACGCCCGGCAGCUUCCUUCUGCGUCGCAGCACUCCCCGGCACUUUGAGCUUCUCCUGCGCCUGGAGAAGAGCAGCAAGGUCAAGACCUACCCGGUGCAGUCCACCCGGAAUCAGAUGUACCGCCUGAAAGGAGCCAAGAAGCAGUUCACCAGCCUAAAAGCCCUCAUCACCCACCAUUCUGUAAUGGCGGAGCAGCUGCCUCUGAUCCUGGACAUGCCACGCGAGCGCCAUGUAGUGAAGCCGCCGUCAGUGCGCUAUGCCGAUGACUUUGAGCCACUGGAAUCGCUGCAGCUGCUGGGCAUCCUGAAGAGCCUGCAGGCCAGGAGCAUCGAGAUAUAGGAGUUAGUCAAUAAGCGGGGUCUACCGGGGCGGGCUAAGUAAUAUCGAACUGCAAAGGGAACGAUAGGUGAAAUUAGGGAUUUGUUUUUCUAUGUCUAAGUACGUUGUGAUAUGGCCGAGCAACCCUCGGUCCUAGUUGUUAGCUAUCAUCAUAGGGCCACUACCGACUAAGCGACAUAUGUAUAUUGUGUGUAGAGGUAUAAGUUUUCUAUUACGAAUAAAAAUCAAACAAAGGCAUUCUGCAAAAACGCAA
Messenger RNA from Drosophila kikkawai, 1652 nucleotides. RefSeq lists its product as uncharacterized. NCBI's taxonomy places the organism in Eukaryota, Metazoa, Arthropoda, Insecta, Diptera, Drosophilidae. The record is from RefSeq and is a predicted model, not a curated record.